AUGUUCACAAUUGACAUUGAUCCAUACAAGGUCAUUAUUAUAACAUUCAUAAUAUUAUUUAUCCAAAAAUUGAUAACAAACAUAGGUCAAAAGACAAUUGAAUCCCAUAUAUCAAAUUUUUAUUUUACCAAAAUAUCAUCAAAUAAUUCAUUUAAAGAAUAUAAUUUAAAACAACAAGAAUUAACAAAAUUAAUUAAACAACAAAAAUCAAUAAGUGCACAAGAUGAAUAUGCCAAAUGGACUAAGAUUAAUAGAUCAAUUGAUAAAUUAAAACAAGAAUUAGUAAAAUUAAAUGAAAUUAAUUCAGAAUCAAAAGCAUCAAUAGUUAAUAUUGUUAAAUUAUCAAUAACUGUAAUAACUACAUUACCAAUAUGGUUCUUGAGAAUAUUUUGUAGAAAUAAUCAAUUAUUCUAUUUAAGAAUUGGAAUUUUACCAAAUUAUUUAGAAUGGGUGUUAGCUUUACCCUUUUUCAAAACUGGUAUUAUUGGAUUAACUUGUUGGAUGUUUUGUGUUAAUUAUGUAUUAGAUAAUUUAAUCUUCUUAAUUAAAUUUCCAUUUGAACCAACAGUUGCCAAACCUGUUGAACCUGUCAAAGUUGAUGUAAAAAAGAAAGUAGAAGAAAUCAAAUAA
Messenger RNA from Lodderomyces jiufengensis, 630 nucleotides. Its product is annotated as GET complex subunit. The transcript has a single exon. NCBI's taxonomy places the organism in Eukaryota, Fungi, Ascomycota, Pichiomycetes, Serinales, Debaryomycetaceae. Gene Ontology annotation, cellular component: GET complex. Gene Ontology annotation, biological process: tail-anchored membrane protein insertion into ER membrane. Bases 1 to 630 code for a protein of 209 amino acids. The record is from RefSeq and is a predicted model, not a curated record.